AAAAAGCACAUUCUCUUAAGUGUUUCUCUCCUCUCUAUUCCUAACACAUUUCUCUUAUACAUAUACAAACACUAAUUUCACAAUUCUUUUCUAAUCAUCAAAACCUACAAUAACUCCAAAACUUUUGAUUUUUUUUUUGUUUGUCCCAAAAUCAAAAACAAAAACAAAAAAAUAUUUGAGAUGGGACUAAGGAUGUCAGAAUCAGCUAAACCUUACUUUGCAAUGGUCUGCCUUCAGUUCGGAUACGCAGGUAUGAACUUAGUAACUAAAGCCGUCCUUGACCGUGGUAUGAGCCAUUACGUUCUUGUUGCAUACCGCAACGCUUUUGCCACUGCCGCUAUCGCACCCUUUGCUCUUCUCUCCGAAAGGAAAGUGAGGUCAAAAAUGACGUUUCCAAUAUUCAUGCGAAUAUUUCUUCUUGCUCUUCUCGGGCCAGUGAUUGAUCAAAACUUAUACUACAUCGGUCUGAAACUCACUUCACCUACGUUUUCCUCCGCCGUGAGCAACAUCGUGCCUGCGCUUACCAUCAUCCUUGCCACUAUCUUCAGAAUGGAGAAAGUGGAGAUGAGGAAAGUAAGAUGCCUAGUAAAAGUGAUGGGUACUUUAGUGACAGUCGUUGGAUCCAUAUUGAUGAUAUUCUACAAAGGUCCUUUCAUCAAUAUCUUCCGAUCUCACCUCACCACCGUCUCUUCGCCGCCCACGACUGACUAUCUUAAGGCCGCCGUCUUCCUACUAAUCGCCUCCCUCUCAUGGGCUUCGUUCUUCGUUCUUCAGGCUGCGACUUUGAAGCAAUACUCAGCCCAUCUCUCGUUAUCAACAAUGGUGUGUUUCAUGGGAACGUUACAGUCUUUAGCCUUGACCUUCAUAAUGGAACACAAUCCUUCUGCUUUGAACAUCGGUUUUGACAUGAACCUUCUCGCUUCAGCCUAUGCGGGAAUAAUGUCGUCGAGCAUAGCUUACUACGUUCAAGGACUUAUGAUGCAGCGAAAAGGACCGGUAUUUGUCACUGCUUUUAACCCUCUCGUCGUCGUCAUUGUCUCCAUCAUGAGCUUCUUCGUUCUCGGCCAAGGAAUUUACCUUGGAGGGAUUAUUGGAGUGGUUGUUUUGACGGUGGGAGUAUACGCCGUGUUAUGGGGCAAACAUGUCGAUGAUGACGGCGAAGAAACACACCAUCAGGAAGAUCAUAAUGUCUUAGAAGCCGUCAAGUGUUGUAGUGGCAAUAAUGGUCUAACGAUAAUGCCGAAAAUAGACGAAGCUGAUGAGGAGGAUGUAGAAACCGGAAAAGUUGCGGCGGAGCCGGUUCCCGGAGUGGUCGUGUUGGUUUUUUGUAGUGAAAAUGUGGAUAAACGUUUCACGACCUGAUUAGAUGGGUUUUUUUUUUUUUUUAGAGGCAAAAAUAGGGGGAGAAAGAAAGAGUAACUUGUUUUUUUUUUAUACUAGUAAGUUUGAAUUCAUAUCCCCUGCUUCAAUAGUUUUCUAUACUUUUUUUUUUUUUUUUAUCUAAUAGUUUUGGGUUUCUUAUACUGUAACCAAGGAUUCACUGUAACAUCGAUUUUGAUCGUUGACUAAGCUAUUAUGUGUAUUAACCCCGUGUGAAAACACCACAGCUUCUUCUUACAUACAAAAGACAAUGGGGAAUGCACAUUCUCUGUUUUUUCUUUUUUUUUGUUAUACAGAUAGUGUUUCUU
Capsella rubella is the source of this 1688-nucleotide messenger RNA. RefSeq names its product WAT1-related protein At2g40900. Gene Ontology annotation, molecular function: transmembrane transporter activity. The record is from RefSeq and is a predicted model, not a curated record. The coding region runs from base 181 to 1362 and encodes 393 amino acids. Lineage: Eukaryota; Viridiplantae; Streptophyta; Magnoliopsida; Brassicales; Brassicaceae. Gene Ontology annotation, cellular component: plasma membrane. The transcript is spliced from 7 exons.